AUGACGACGACAUUCCUCUCUGGUGCUGCCUUUGGUGCGGCUAUGAUGGCAGCCUCCUUUCACAAUCCUGCCAUUGUCAUUGCUCAGCUGAAGUUUGAAAAUUGGCACAUGAUACAGGCGUUUCUCGCCGCAACUGCAAGCAGCGCAGCCAUGUACGCCAUUGCAGAUCGCCUCGACUACGUGAAGCUCAAGCCCAGAAGUUCCUCGCCGUUAGGGCUCUUCUCCAAAUACGACGGCAACAUCAUCGGCGGCACGCUCCUCGGUACCGGUAUGGCGUUGUCAGGGUCAUGCCCAGGAACGCUGUAUGCUCAACUGGCUGCCGGUACCCAUACUGGCUUCUAUGCCCUAAACGGGGCCAUACUUGGCGGGCUCUUGUGGACUGGGCUCCUUUCCAAGCUUGUCAGGCAGAGGAAGGAGAGAGCGAACAUCAGCCCCAUUACCGUGACUGCGAACGAUCAACUUGGUCUGAGCAGAGGCGUUACAUUGCUUCUCUUUGAGACCGUCUGCCUCUCGGUCCUCGCAGCAACGACACUUUACACCCCCAAGUUCCCCGGGGCCGAGAUGGUCGGAACGGCAGGCGGCUUGCUUAUCGGGCUCUCUCAGCUCUUCUCCCUUGCCACAAGAAGAUCCAUGAUAGGCAUCUCCACCGUCUAUGAAGAAGUUGGAAACUAUUGCUGGUGGUUGGUCAAGGGCGCAGAGCCCAGUGCGAAGCCCAUCUCGUACAACAGCAUUCUCUUCGCCGGCGGCGUGACGGCUGGAGCCUGGGGAUUGCUCCAGGCCGUCCCUUCGCUGGCAAGCACACCCGUCUUUGAGGCGCCUCCAAAUCUGGCGAUGGUAGGAGGUGCGCUUAUGGCCAUUGGAUCGCGAAUGGCAGGAGGCUGUACUUCUGGACACGGCAUCAGCGGCAUUUCACUGCUGUCAUUGUCAAGUAUGAUUACGAUCGCAAGCACAUUUGCUGCCGGAGCCGUUGUUGCGCCUUUGGUCUAUUAA
Molecule: messenger RNA, 990 nt
Organism: Trichoderma citrinoviride
Lineage: Eukaryota; Fungi; Ascomycota; Sordariomycetes; Hypocreales; Hypocreaceae
Exons: 2
Coding region: 1-990 (329 amino acids)
Cellular component (GO): plasma membrane
Source: RefSeq, a predicted model, not a curated record